This is a messenger RNA of Linum trigynum, 9462 nucleotides long. The record is from the annotation of a GenBank genome assembly. NCBI's taxonomy places the organism in Eukaryota, Viridiplantae, Streptophyta, Magnoliopsida, Malpighiales, Linaceae.
AGCCACAACAUACUGGAUUUUGUUUAUUUAUUUAUAAUGCAAUAAAAUUUGGUCUCUUGGCAGAAUAAGGUGUUUAACAAGACAAUAACACAUAUUUGUUGUAGGUGGGGUUUUCGGCUAGGAAGUGGAAAUGUAAUUUUGGGUGGGUUGGGAAUGAGCCAUAGUAGCUUGUGAAGCAUUUUGAUGUUUUAUGCACUGAAAUUGUAUGUCUUCUCCAACUACAUUGAUUGGCUGUCUUUUUUCUUCCAAAGGUUAUAAUAGUGCCAAUAUGGAUAGUGGUGAACCUCGUAAAAAAAGGCAAAGAAAGGUAAUUAACAAAAUGAUUUCCUUGCAUGUCUUAGUGAAAGUAAUUUGUCUUGUGCAUUAUUGUUUCUAAUCUAUAUGUAGGGAGGAGGAAAUGUGAGGUGCAGUUCAAUGAAAGUGAUUGAAAUUAUAAGUUGUUUAUAUGAGGAAAAGAGAGGAUGGGUUGGAGAAAUGGGCUUCGGCGAGUUGCUAUACAUAAAGAAAUUUAGGCAUGAUCAAACAUUAUGUGAAUGGUUGAUGAGGAAACAUUAUGUGAAUGGUUGAUGAAGAAAUUUAUCUGAUGCCGUGAAUGAGGUAUGAUUUGACAAAAACUUGUAUAUCAAUGUACUUUUAUGGUUGUGUUGAUCUUUACUUAUGUUAUCUUUCUUCUUUUUUCAGAAAUCUUCUUUGAGACUGCGAGAGAACUUAUUCCUUGAGUGGAUACAACACAAGGAAAACAGCUGUUGGGAAUCAAUGAAGGAAAGCAUAUUUUGAGUAAUAGAGAGAUUAUGUGCAAGUGGGAGAUGGUUUGCCAGACAAGAGAGACACGAGAUAACUUUUUGGUGAUUGGAUGUAAAUGUUUGUUGACAGACAUGGUAACUACUUUGUUGAAAUGGUACAUUUUGGUGGGGGUAUGGUUCUGCGUGAAUCAGAUGGAUAUUGUCCUGUAUGGUGAUCAAUUUAUGUGAAUCAUAUAUAUUUGGCGUGAAUCAGAUGGUGUUGACGUGAAUGAGAACGUGUUUGCGUGAACUAGAUAUUGUUGGCGUGAAUGGUGAUCCAUUUGCGUGAACCAUAUAGUUUUGGCAUGAAUCACAUAGUGUUGACGUGAAUGAGAAUGUGUUUGCGUGAAUCACAUAAUGUUGGCGUGAAUCAAAUGGGUAUUGGCGUGAAUCAUAUGGUUUUGGCGUUUUCAGAGAUGAAUGUGCGUGAAUUAGAUGUGUAUUGGCGUGACUUAUAGUUUUGGCAUGUCCCUAAAUGAAUAUGCGUGAAUCAGAUAAAUAUUGGCGUGAAUGGUGAUCCAUUUGCGUGAACCAUAUAGUUUUGGCGUGAAUCACAUAGUGUUGACGUGUAUGAGAAUGUGUUUGCGUGAAUCACAUAAUGUUGGCGUGAAUCAGAUGGGUAUUGGCGUGAAUCAUAUGGUUUUGGCGUUUUCAGAGAUGAAUGUGCUUGAAUUAGAUGUGUAUUGGCGUGACUCUUAUAGUUUUGGCAUGUCCCUAACUGAAUAUGCGUGAAUCAGAUUAAUAUUGGCGUGAAUGGUAAUCCAUUUGCGUAAACCAUAUAGUUUUGGCGUGAAUCACAUAGUGUUGACGUGAAUGAGAAUGUGUUUGCGUGAAUCACAUAAUGUUGGCGUGAAUCAGAUGGGUAUUGGCCUGAAUCAUAUGGUUUUGGCGUUUUCAGAGAUGAAUGUGCGUGAAUUAGAUGUGUAUUGGCGUGACUCUUAUAGUUUUGGCAUGUCCCUAAAUGAAUAUGCGUGAAUCAGAUUAAUAUUGGCGUGAAUGGUGAUCCAUUUGCGUGAACCAUAUAGUUUUGGCGUGAAUCACAUAGUGUUGAUGUGAAUGAGAAUGUGAUUGCGUGAAUCACAUAAUGUUGGCGAAAUCAUAUGGUUUUGGCGUUUUCAGAGGAGGAAUUUUACAAUGCUAUAUAGUAUUGGUGCUAUAGGUUUUUCCCUUUAUGGUACAACUUGAAGUUGUACCUUUAACGUUAUGGUACAACUUCAUAUUGUACCUAUACUCUUUUGUCAAAUUGUUUUAUGGUACAACUUAAACUUGUACUUUCAUUUGAUGGUACAAGUUUAAGUUAUAAAGUUGUACCAUAACAUAAGAGCACAAAUUCUUUUAUGGUACAACCUGAACUUGUACAUUUAACGUUAUGGUACAACUUUAAGUUGUACAUUAAAGUACCAAUACUUUAUAGCAUAGUAGAAGUGCUCGUUUUCAGAGAUGAAUGUGCGUGAAUUAGAUGUGUAUUGACGUGACUCUUACAGUUUUGGCAUGUCCCUACAUGAAUAUGCGUGAAAUCAGAUUAAUAUUGGCAUGAAUGGCGAUCCAUUUGCGUGAGUCAGAUUGUUUUGGCGUGAAUCACAUAGUGUUGACGUGAAUGAGAAUGUGUUUGCGUGAAUCACAUAAUGUUGGCGUGAAUAAGAUGGGUAUUGGCGUGAAUCAUAUGGUUUUGGCGUUUUCAGAGAUGAAUGUGCGUGAAUCAUAUAAUGUUGGCGUGAAAUAGAUAGUGUUGACGUGACUGGGUAAUUUUUUGAAAUGUAUAUACUAAUAUUUAAAAGUUAUUACACAAUUGAAUUGAUAUAAAACUAUAGAGUAACUCAUAUUCGACGAUGUGAUGUGAGUAUUGCACUCAAACUCGUGAAUGCGUUGUUGAGCAUGUUAUCUAACAUACUAGACUAUUAGUUUGGUAUGUUAUGAGUUCUUAUAACAUGUUGAAUAGUUAUACCUUAUUGAUCUUCGAGUCUGGUCUCUUGGCACAUCUAGAGAGAAGAACUUUUCCUUGAUCUUAUUUGAAUAUAGUGGAGGGGAUUGAAUAUGCGUAAAUAGUUACAAGACUAACGUGAAUAAAUGUCUGUUUAUGCGUGAGUAGGGUAUGCUUAUGCGUGAAUAGUGUUAUAUUGGCGUGACAGUGUCUGUUUAUGCGUGAGUUUUAAUGUUUUAGCGUGACAUGGCGUGCAUUUGUGUUAAUCACAUGAAAAUACGGCCUUUUAGGAAGAGAGACCGGGUUUUUGGGAAGAAGCCGGGUUUUGUUAAGGAGAGGGUGUUUUUUUAAGUGUGCCCCCUGCUUGUUUGAUAAGAACACGACCGACUUUGUUUUUAUACUGGGUUGAUUGUUUUGGCGUGACUGAGAUCAAAUAUGCGUAAAUAGUUGAAGACUUACGUGAAUAAAUUUGAUUUUAGGUGACACCUGAAAGGUUUACGUGAAUAAGAAAUUGUCAUAAAUUAACAGUGAACUAAUUGCACUCAUAACAUCCAGGGGUUACAAUGAAAAUAUAUCUCAUCCAUGAGAUUUACACAAUGGAUAAGUUUGGUAUGGUCCACAAAAUAACCAAAGACCAUCCGUAUAGAAUAAACUCAUUAUAUGUGCAUCCUCCUGUAUUGUUUAGUAGCUAAUAUGUGAAUAUAUACUUCAUCUAGAAUCACUUAUGUAGUCAAUAUGCAUUCUGCAAUAUCAAAACAACGAGUUAAAACUAAUUGGCUUCAACAUAUAAGAUUUUCAAACAACAAAUGUACACUUUUUUACUUACGAAAUUAUGACCCAAAUGCAUGCUUGUCAAAAGUUCAGUGUGUGAACCUCCGCCACCUAGGAAAACUUGUUGAUCACAAACCUGUUCAUUUCUAGCAAAGCAAGGGUAAUUUGGAAUACCAAAUACCGAUCUAACCUGAAAAAAUGUAACUUUCAAACUUUACUUAUGUUGAUACUAACAAAUCAGCAAUGGCAAAACCAAUCAAAGCAAGGGAAAUUCAAGUCAAAGUACCUGCAUCCCAAAAGUUGGACUAGAUGCUUGCAACCCAUUUGAACUAAGAUUCAAUCGAGCUCCCCAUUCAAUUCGAUGGCUGGAUUUUGGUUUGACAGGAUUCUUUGACUUGUUAGAUGGUUUCCUAGCCCUAUGACAACAAAAUCUACAAUUUGCAGUCUCUCCCUUCUUAUUUUUUUGGGUUGUUGCCUAUGUUGCUGCAAAUCCUUUUGCUUCAGCAUAAUCUUGAUAUAACUCAAAGAUUUCAUCAGCUGAAGAAUAGGACACACCCACCACUGGUACCCACUUCCAUUCACUUCUAUUAUAACCAUUUUGCUCGGGUGAUUGAAUAGUAUUACCUCGAUCAUUGAUUUCAUCAUCUUCAACCAUGAUAGUGUCUUGUUCCAUACUUCCAGCUUCUUUCGCUUCAGUUGACUCUUUAACCAAUUGGACUGCAAAAAAAGCUACUGGUUAGAUUUUAGGGUUCCUUCAAUAGUGGAAAAAAUACAACAACAACAAGAAGAAACAAACUUACAGAUUAGAGAGGUAGUGUGAAUGAAGGUAUUUCUUCACCGUCAAUGGCGAAAUCCGGCAGCCGCCAAUGGAGCUCGACCCUUUUCGUGAAGGGGCUACUUGCUCCUCUCAAGGAAAAAAAGAGAUGAAAAAGAUUACAUGAACAAGGGGCUGGAAUUAAGGCUUAUCGGAAUAUGUUUGGGUGGAGAAUCACAGGAUUAUGAUGAGAAGGCAAUGUUCUGUGAAAAAAAAAGGCAACAAUGGUGGGUAUCUUCGUGGGGAAGAAGGGGAAAGGAAGCGUGAAGAGUCAGGAGAAGGCUUUUAUCUUCUCCUUUCCUUUCCUUUAUCUAGGGAUGGCAAAAAUAUCCGUAACCGUGGAUAUCCGCCCGAAUCCGACCUAAUCGGGUAGGGUAAAAUCCGAAUUCGAAAGACUUUUAGUGGGUACGGGUAAAACCCGAACCCGAAUAUUGCGGGUAAUGGGUGGGCAUGGUUUUCUCACUAUCCAACCCGAACCCGCCCGAUUAUACACAUGCAUAUGUAUUUUGUCUAGAAAUAAUCAAUAUUUUUCUCUAACAUAUUUUAUAUUUAGCAUAUAAAUAUAAUUUUCUUAUGAAAUUGUGUUGUUUUAAUUAAUUUUCUUCAUUCUAGUGAAUUAUUGCCGUAUUUUUCCUCUUACGUAACGUGAGAAUACGUGUAAAUAUUAACAUAUUGAUUGGAGUUAUAAAGAAAAACUAUUACCCAUGGAUAACCGUGGAUACCCGAAACCCAAACGGGUAUGGGCAUGGUUUGGGUUUUCUACCCGUUUCUUAUGUGGGUAUGGAUAUGUGUAAAACCCGAACUACUUUGGGUAGGGUAACGGAUAUGCACUAUCCGUCCCCGACCCGACCCAUUGCCAUCCCUACCUUUAUAUGAUAAAACAAAAUUGCUUUUAUUUCUCCUUUCUUUCAAACUUCUCGUAUCUCUUUAUCUCCCAUGAGAUAUUGGAUUUCACAAAUGAGUUUUUGAAUUUUAUAUUAUUAAACUCUUAGUUGCUGUGGCACUUGAAGUUCCAAGAGACAGCUCUCUUCCAAAAAAAUUCUUCAAACCACCCACAAAUAUCAGCAGGUACGCUCUUCACAGUUCGCCGGAGCUCUCAGCUGCCGUAUCUGGAAGACGAGUUCCACCGGGAGGCAGGCUUUCGUCAGCCUUAUUAUUCUUAUCAACCGAAUUUAGAGUACAUUACACAGUAAGUUGCGUCCUCAGUAUCUCUUUCUUCGGCCGUCGUCGUCCCGAUACGCGGCGGCAGAGCUCAUGCCAGAUUUCAGGUUCCUGCCACUUCAGUGCUUCAAUUGCCUCCGUAAUUUUAUGAACUGAAGGUUCAGUUUGAUUUCGUAGUUUUAUCAGUUUUAAAAAGGAAAGGGUUUCUGACCAAUGGUGGUUACAGUGUUGGCGCCCUCGCAACCUGAUUGUUUCUCCAAGUCCAGUUUCCUUCCUCUGCCUAUUCCCUGUAGGAAAUCAUGGAUUCAAAUUUCAAACCCUAAAGAGAAAAUUAGCAACCCAUCGGUUUCAAUCUCCUGUGCUGCUCCCAAAAUUGUUCGUAGCCGGCCGCUAGACAAUCUCGUCGUGAAGCAGAACAGCAUUCGGUUUGUCCAAAAGCUCAGAACCCUACUUCUCUCCAAGCCAAAACACUAUCUCCCGAUACACAUCCUCGCCAAAUGCCGUUCUUAUCUCGGUCUCCCCGACCGUCGUCCCAUCAGAAGCAUGAUUCAUAGGUACCCUUCUAUAUUCGAGUUCUUUGCAAUCCCUACACAUCCAUCUCCAUUCAAUGCCACAAAGCCGCACAAUCAGUUCUGUGUUCGAUUGACCCUGGCGGCAGAAGCCCUAGCUGCUGAGGAAUCCAAGCUCCAAUCUGCCAUUUCUAUCAAACUGGCACAGAAACUGCAGAAGCUGCUGAUGCUUGCUUCUAACCGCCGGCUGGUUCUAACAAAGCUGGUUCACCUAGCACCUGAUCUCGGCCUCCCACCUAAUUUCAGGUCUCGCCUCUGCAACGAUCAUCCGGAUAAAUUCAAGAUUGUGGAGACAUCUUAUGGUCGUGCCCUGGAGCUCGUGUCGUGGGAUGAGCAGUUAGCUGUUCCUAGACCAACUCCAGUUGUUUCUCGCGAUUUGAUUAUGGAUAGGCCAUUGAAAUUCAAGAGGUUGCAGCUUAGAAAGGGAUUGAAUCUGAAGAGGCGGCAUGAGAGUUUCCUGAUUAAGCUCUCGGAACUGCCUGAUGUGUGCCCUUAUAAUACCACUAUGGAGGAAUUCAGUCAAGAGUCCAUGGAAGCGGAGAAGAGAGCGUGUGCUCUGGUGAGGGAGGUGUUGGGUUUGACAGUUGAGAAGAGGACUUUGCUAGACCAUUUGACACAUUUCAGGAAGGAAUUCGGGCUCCCCAACAAGUUGAAGGGUAUGAUUCUGAGGCAUCCGGAGUUGUUCUAUAUGAGCUUGAAAGGUGUGAGACAUUCUGUGUUCUUGGUGGAGGGUUUCAAUGAGAAAGGUAAACUCUUUGAGAAAGAUGAUACUUCAGUCAUCAGGGAUAGGUUGAUGCAUUUGGUUAGGGAGUCGAAAAGAAUGAGACAAGAGAGGCGUAAGGCUGCGAUGAAUAGAAGGGUUGAUGGAGCCUCGAAUGAUGUCAGUAACAGUGAUGGAUUUCAUGAUCUCAAUGAUGAUGAGUACGAUGAUGGGUUUGAGAAUAUUUUUGAGGAUUCGGAUCUUGAGGAUUUUGAUGUUGACUCAUUUGAAGGCAUUGGGGUUUGGGGCGAUAGAGAGAAUAUGGAUUUUUGGGCUGCAGAUGCUUCCUUUCUUUCUGAUCAUGAAGCCGGGGAAUCUCCCCCUGACCAAUGGUAGUGAGAUAUGGCCAUCCAUCAGUUGUUGUAAUGAGUCAUUUCUACAGGUUAGCAUAGGCUUAUACUCGAUCUUCUUUCCCUGUCCAUGUUAUGCAUGAUAUCACACCUCCAACAACUUACAUUAUUGAAUGUACAUCUAAAGCCCAAUUUUCAGUAAUCCCUGAACUGUUUCUUCUAUAAUCUGGCCAGUAGCCUUCUGGUUCUAGGAGAGCUCAAUCUGAAUAGCUACACUCUUCCUGAUCUUUGUACAGUUGUUCCUUAACCGAAAGGGCUGACAGCUUUAGCCUGCAACUGAGAAUGAUGGUAGCUGUUCGUAAACCUGGAAGAUGGUGCAAGAAUUAAUCAAGCUCCACGAUCUUUUCAUUUUCUAUUUUAUCCUUGGGUUGUGUUAAUAUCGUGGAUGUGGAGCUCCGAUACUUCAUCUUGAAUUGUCCCUUGCUUGAAGAGUUGAGUGUGUCAGCGUCAAGUUUCUUACUUAACCUCAGGGUCGUGGGAUCUUCUUCAUCACUACUUAAGUAGUGAUGGCAACAAAACCCGAACUCACGGGUAUCGUACCCGACCCAAUCCGGUCAACGAGGGUAAAACCCGUGUUGACGGGUUUUGACCCGGGUUUGGGUUUAAACCCGUUUAUUAUUCACCGGGUUUGGGUUUGGGUUUAGGUAAACCCGCCCCAUGGGUACCUGCCCACACCCAUAUAAUUAAUUUUACCGGUAUAUUUAAUAUUCUAAACAACUAAUCUUCUUUAUGUUUGCGGAGACAUGUCCGAUUUUUUAUUUGUAAUUGUGUAAAAUGAAGUUGAUAUUAUAGACUGGAGAGUGACGAAGCUUAAUUGACAAGGAGGAAGAAGAUUUCAAUUAAUCAUGUUUAUGGAUAAUUUGUGAUUUGCUUCAAUUUUUUUGAGUUUUCUAGAUUGGUGUUGAACAAUUUGUAUGGUUAAUUUGUGAUUUGCUUGAAUUUUUAAGAAUGGUGUUUUGUAUAUGGAUAACUUGUGUUGGAAGAUUGAUAUUUGACUUUUAUUUUAAUAGGAACUUGUUAUUGUAAAUUUUUUACGAAAAAACCUAUGGGUACCCAUGAACCCGCGGAUACCCAGCGGGUUGGGUUGGGUUUGAGUUUUCCAAACCUUGUGGGUUUUACCAUAGAUUUUUUCCACUUAUAAACCCAUGGGUUAGGGAGGGUCAUGAGGUGGAACUGCGUGUCAACAACUGUGCCUGUCUUGUAGAUGUCACCUUUGGGUUUGUUGUUGAUGCUAAUAUCAUGGCUUCCCCAGUUGACUCCCUUUCUUGCUAUUUUGUUGCUCGAUUGGAGUCCCUUACGCUGAGCCUUACUUUUACCGUAAGUGGUUGAGAGCAUUGAGCAAGAAAACAUCCGAACAAUAAUGAAUGGAUUUUUUCUACGUGUAUAUGCUUUGACGAUCAUUCAUGCAACUUUUUCCUUCUCACAUUUUACAUUUGGUUGUUGUAGAGUUGGGAAAAGGUUGCAGAGUGUGCCCCAAUUCAUCAAACCUUGAGCUGGUUGACAGCCCAAAGCCGUUGUACCAAGUAGUUUAUCUGGCUGGAUUCCUGUGAUUAAUUCAUCUCUGGGUUUCACAAACUGAGGGUGGAGGUAAUCAUUCUUGAACAAUAAUCGUUUGGUCUGGAUAUUCUGUUUUGUGCGGCUUGUUUCCACUACCCCAACUUGCCUCUUUCUGGUUUUGGUUUGUGGCUUAACUGUAAUAGUUUCUAAUUCCUUUCCUCUUGAGUGCAGCUCUUCAUAUACAUCUCCAACUGCAAACUGUUCCCAUGAUUCGGGCCUGUUGAGAACGUAGUUCGUGAGAGCAUCAGCCUGGUAAAGAUUGUGCGGUUUACAGGGCAUCAUAUGGAGUUGCAGGUCACAGAGUACGCGUCGGUGUAUUUUGUGGGGCUACAGAGAAUAGUGGUUGAUCAAGGUUUGAGCAUCCCUUUCAAAAGAAGCCUAUUGAAAGCCAAAAUGGUCGACCUCGAGUUCAAAUCGAGAGCACCCCUUCAUUUGAAUUAGUAGUAGUUUAGCUAGCAGUUUUUUCCCUCAACGUCUUCUGUGCUGUGCAUGCCGCCAUUUAAAUGGCCUCAGCUAACUGUCUCAGUCACCUUACUUGCCCUUUUGUGCUUAUAUUGAGUAUGUGUUGCACCUGUGGUUCAAUCAUUUUAUAUUGGUACAAAUCUAUAUAUUAACCUGUAAUCCAAUAGGAGUUUGUUUUUGUCAUACUGCAUUACUGCCGAUACAGUAGAGUUUCACAAACAAGGUGAAUAGUAACUAGUGUUUGUGUGUUUAUCUUUAAUUUAACUACUUGAGUUCGCAUCUUGACAUUGAUGCAAAUGAAGUCUCUUAAUUGGG